AUGCCUACUUCUGUGAGAAAUCUUGAUUUAGAAAGUUCUAACGAGGAUGAAAGUGAAUCACUAGAAGGUAAAAAAGGUUUCCCUUUUAUUGAUGUCGAAAUUCUAACAGAAAUCAUGUAGACUUUUUGGUGUCCUGAUUGUUGCUGUGGACCUGUGGCCAUGUGAUCAUGAAGGAGAAUUUGGAAUUAAAAAAGGUAUUUGCUUUGCAGUUGAUUUUCGAAUGUUCAGCUCAGAAUUGUAAUUACUUAAGGAGGUUUUAUACAUCAGAAACUGUUCAUAAUGGUAAAGCUUUUGAGGUAAAUCGCAGAGCUGUGUUGGCUGGAGGAAACAUUGGUAUCGGUCACAGAGGACCCUCAAAAUCCGCCGGAACCAUGAACAUGCCACCACCCAUGAAUGAGAAUGCAUACAGAGAUCAAGUUGUUGCCAUCCAUGCUGAAGUCAUUUGUAAAGCAUGA
Messenger RNA from Paramuricea clavata, 455 nucleotides. The record is from the annotation of a GenBank genome assembly. NCBI's taxonomy places the organism in Eukaryota, Metazoa, Cnidaria, Anthozoa, Malacalcyonacea, Plexauridae.